This is a messenger RNA of Caenorhabditis bovis, 2118 nucleotides long. Lineage: Eukaryota; Metazoa; Nematoda; Chromadorea; Rhabditida; Rhabditidae. The record is from the annotation of a GenBank genome assembly.
AUGCUGUUGAGUGCUCGUUGGGGAUUUAUGGAGCUGCUCUUCAGAGUUGUUCCAGAUAUGUUUCUUCUUGGUCUUGGCUCAACGCGAUCCAACAGCUUUGAGCAGUUCCGAUUCGGCUCGACAUCUUCUGGUGAUCUCCUCGUUCACAGUAUCGUCUCGAUGUCGAUCCAGCGGUUCAUGAAUCGCGUGUUUUUUGACUGUUUGGAGGAGAUUGCCUCCAGAUUCCAAGACGAACGAUCUAUUGGCAAAUUCGCUUUUCGAUGGUCUCCAAAUAUUUCCAAACUUUCGUCGUUAUCCAAUCCGAGUCAAGUACGCCAAAAUUUUGACGACACCGCCAGAUUCAUGCAUUUUCUCAAGAUUCUCAUCAUCGCAUGGACGGGCUGGCGCGGUGCCAAUUCGAUCAGCAUCGACAACGAGAUCAUCGGACAACCGGACAUCGAGUGUCUCGAAGACGAGAUUCGCAUUUUCGUCAAAACGCGCAAAAUAUUCGCCGGUCGGAUAUAUGCAAAGGGGCGGAGCGAUCACGAGGAGUGUUACAAGGAUGAUUUCGCAAAAGAACGAACCACAAAACCACAUUUCGAUAUUCAAUUCGGCGCGUGUGGAAUGAAGAGUUUACGGUCUGUCGAUCCACGUGGAAUGUACUACGGGAUUACUGUAGUCAUCUCGUUUCAUCCGCUUUUCAUCACGAAAGUCGAUCAAGCAUUCCAUGUGAAAUGCUUCUUCGAAGAAGCGAGCAAAGGCCUCACAGCGGAACUUGGCGUCAGCAUGAUCCCAACAACCGAGCUCGAGGCUCGACAUGGGAUUCCCGGAUGCUCCUAUACAAUCCAUUCAUCGAGCAUCGAUGAAAUCGAUGCGGGGAAACCAGCGGGCUCAACCGUGCAGUUUGCCAGAGUCGGAGACAAGGUGCUCCACCAAUGGCACUGCAAUGAUCACAUGUUCGGAGUUCUUAUAAACAAUUGCUAUGUAACCGAUGGAUUCGGGAAGAAGUCGGACGUGAUUGAUGAGCGAGGAUGUCCGAUUGAUCCGAUUCUGAUCACCGGAAUCCGUUAUUCAGCUGAUCUUCAAAGAGCCUAUGCAGAAUCGUCAGUAUUCAAGUUUGCUGACAAACCAGGAGUUUGGUUCUUUUGCCAGGUGAAAAUGUGCAUGAAGAAGCAUGGAAUGUGCGAUGGGAUUACCCCACCAUCUUGCGGUUCCGUGUCAAAAUUGUUGUCUCACAAUGGAGAUGAAGAUGAUGAGGACCAACCUACUAGAGGGAAGCAUCCAAAGAAACCACCAUCGGAUUACGAUUAUGAUGGACAAUUUGAGAGGACGACGCGACGACGCACAACUACGCCUGACUAUGAUUAUAAUGAGAAUGAGUCACCGAAACUACAUAGUUCGAAUUCUCAUUCCUACAACAAUGCAGUUACUCAAUCGUUGGAUUAUGACACAGCCACAAUUACCGCGUUUUCACCACCAAUUAAUCCGAAUCCGCCAUCUCAAACGACGACUCAGGAAAGCGUUUCGAAAACUUUCGAAACCGAAGACGAUCUGACGCCGGUGACAUCAGAGCCGAAAGGCAAAAAAAUCGGGAAAAGUGAUUAUAAUGAUUACGAUGAGGUUACAAUUCCUCCAAAUUUGACGGAUCUUCUCGCCAAUCUUCCAGAUGAUUUAAGCAGCGACAGUAUUCAAAAAAUGCUAAGAGAUUCUGUCGACGAUCCGAAAGCGGUUUUGGAAGAAUUCAACAAAUUACUAAAACAGAAAAAGGUUAGUACAAGGAACGCACAAAAACGAAAUCGAUCUAGAAAUUUAAGAGAAUUGAAAGCUGGUGAUUUAAGAAGCGGUGAAAAAAUCGAUCAAAUUGAGGUUGAUUGGACUUCGAAUCGUCGAAAAGAUAUUCCAAUGGAGCCCCAAAUCGGAGAAGAUCAGAAAUAUGUGAAACCAAUGAUCGGCGGACAAUUACUCAUUUUCGAUCUUGAUGAAGAGCCUCCGGCUGAAAUUAAAAAAGAUGAACCAAAGCCAUGCUCAUCCUUAUCAAAUAGCAGCUUGUUCGCAAUAUUCGCCGGAUUCGGAGGAUUAUUAGCUGCAUUGAUCGCCGUCAUCGCCUUCCUUCUAAUGCGGCUCAAUUACCGUAUCUGA